CCAAAACUUGAUUUGUGAAAGUGACACACGACUUACGAAGUUUUGUGAAAGUGGCCGAAGGUUGUCUAACAGAACGAAUGUAACUCAGUCGACAUGUAUCGUUUCAGAAUCAGCCGUUUAUAUUCUUGUGUGUAGUUGAAGAGGAAUGUCAUUCCUACGCUGUAAAGUUAUUUGUGUUUUUCUUCGUUAAAGAAUGAAACGACAGACUGUACAUGUAUUUGUGGUUUGCUGAAAAGGAGGCUUAUCUUCAGGCAUGUAUACCUUGACCUUAUCUCUAAUACGUGUGGUGGUGUACCCUAUUUUUGUCGUACCUCUGAGUUGGAUUAUGGCUCUUAGCUACAUGUACCUGUAGAGAUUAUCCGUCACCGUAAAGCUGUUUACCUUGUAACAGACACAGGUCUGCGACUUGAGAGCUAGCAUUCCAGGGAUUUCACUCAUGUGUGCUUACAAACAGCCGCAAGACAGAAACAUAGGCGAGACUAUGGUGGACACGCCAAAAAUGCCUACAUAUAACUAUGGACGAAGAAAAUGCGUAUCGGACAAAAUACCACUAGACCUGUCAGAAUGUGGAAUGGAGAAAAGCAAUGAUCAAGAUUCAAAAAGUUUUAAGAACGUCGCCCCGAGAAUGAAGAAAGUGGUGAGGGAGGCAACUGAAACCCAAAAGUUUUAUGAAGACACCCUGAAAUAUCGGCAGCAGGAUCGUCUGGCGGCCAGCCGGCUCCCCCGUGCGGUGUCGCUGGACUCACAGAGUGAAGACGACCUCCCUCCGGUCUUUAACAAGAGGCUGUUUGCCUCACAAGGUACAGUCGUCCUCACACCGGAAGCAAGAAGGAUCAUGCGCAAAAACGAAAGUAGAAACAUAACCAAGGAUUCGUCCAUUAUGCCAAAGUCCGAACUACUGGCGAUGCGGGCUGUGGUUGAAGGACUGAAGUUAAUUCACAAAGGAAAAGACUACAUAAAAGACUGUCUCAGUCAGGUUGUGACGUACGAGAGUUAUGCCCCUUGGGAAUACAUUACAAAGAAAACACACGAAGAGAAUAUUUCCUGCUAUUACAUCGUCCACGGCGCAGUGGAAGUGACGUAUGGGAUCAGCGUGACAGAGUCUAAGAAUAUGUACCAGCCGAAUAUCAUUUACAAUCACGGGUCCGGGGAGUACCUCGGCUUGGUCUCCCCCGAGGGCUGGAGGGAAGAUCUCGCUCCUCCUGCUACCAUAUACACCAAAGAAGCCUGUGAAUUCCUUCGAAUAGACAGAACCAGUUUCCACCAAACCAUUGAGCGGAUUCUCACAAAAGAAGCACAAGAAAAAAGGAAAUACCUGGCAAGCGGACCGAGCGUCUUGUCUUUGAUGCCCCAGGAUGGCAAAGAGAAAGUGCUACCCAAACUCCUGAAACAGGAAUAUCCUCCAAACAAAAUUAUAAUUCAUCAAGAUGAAACCGCAGACGAUUUCUUCAUCAUUCUCUCUGGACGCUGUAACGCCUUCCGUCAAGUGUUCAUCCCAGAGACCAACAAAGAGGUGACGUUUUUCAUGGCUGAGCUGACGGCAGGGAACUUUUUCGCCGAGGAGUGUGUGCUGAACCAGAUGCCCAGCAUCUGCACAUUAAUAACAACAUGUCACACAGUUUGCUACAAAAUGCACAGAUCGGGACUGGAAAUUGUCAGCAAAGAUUGUCUCGCUAACAUCAUUCAGGAACACCGUAACCAAUACGCCACGGACGACGAGCUUCAAGACAAAGGGUAUUCUACUUCCGUCUGGAACCAUUUCAAACACAACGAGGUGAAGACCUGUCUGACAGAGAGCAGACGACCGGAUCUGUUAACAACCAAGCACUGGGAAAGGGCACAGACCCGACCCCCUGGCGAAAGAGAACUACGGAGAGAAAACAUGUACCGAUUUGUCCUGAAAGGCUCCGGCAUGCAACCCGUGCGCGCGCGGUCUGCCGUAAACCGAUCCGUGUCCCCGAUGUCGUUACCGGCUCGCUCAAAGUCAGCCUUAGACCCUAUGAUCGAGGACGAUACUUCUGAAACAGAAAGCGAUAUCACGGACACGAAAUCAGUUCAGGAACUGGUCCACAACAACAGACGGACUAGCAGGCGACUAGUUCCAGCGGUGGCUCGGGUUUUGGAAAAGCACCACAAGGAAAUCGAUAAAGUGGGAGCGGCCAACUCAGCGGAGCUGUACAAGUUCCUUCAGGAUAACACGGAACUCACAAAACAGUUCAAGACGGCUUGGAUCGAUGACAUGGAGCGAGAAUCACUGGAAAGAAACUUCAUGGACAAUGGAGUCUUGGUUUCCAUGAACAGCGACGAUAUCGUGAGGAAGGCGAAAGCAAUCGCUGACACCUUCGCCGACAAAGUCAAACCCAAGAAGACAUCUAGCUUUUUCAAGGAGGACGAAGAUUGGGAAACAAUCCUUCGGACAGAGAACAAGCAGUCUAAAGUGUUCAUCGCUGUCAGUAAAUACCGAACCGAAACUUUAAGAAAAAAACUGAUAGAACUUCAAAGCCAACGAACACGAGAGCGGAAAAAGGGGAGGUUACCCUCACGGUCAAUGUUAGAAGAGCAAACGCUGGACGAUCAGAAAAAGCUGAAGGGUUUUGUACUGGAUAAAAUAGCAGAUGGUAUCCGUUUGGACGCGGAUAAAGACGCGAUGCGGUCAAGUUCCAUAGCUGGCGUUUUGAUGGUGGGAAAAGCAGUACAGAAGUUCAAGAGAAGCGCCAAGCUAAUGAGAUCUAAACAAGUGGGCAAAUCGUUCGAGAGGCUGGUGAAGGAGCACACCCCUGCAACGCUUCGCGAGGAACCCGAGUUGCCUGUAACUUCACGACGUCGCCCCAGCAGUGCUGUGGUGACACGGCGAGAUAUGAAGCAAGCACAGUUGUUAGUACAAUCGAACAUGGUGUCAGUGGAUGCAUGACAUUGAUGUCAACGGAUGACUUCACCUACUACAAAUAGUGUCGCAUAGGAAGGUGGGGUACAGGCCUUUAUCUCAGGGCUUAAGUCCCGACCUACAAACUGUUUUCUACGAUUAGCAGGAAAAGAACUGCGUUACCGGCGUUGUCUGUUAACUACAGUUUUGUCAUCCAAGAAAGCUUUUCGGCGCCAGCGCUAAUUCGUCCAAAAGAACAGUGCGAUUUCUACCAGAACUCAUACGAUGUAGAGUAGCAUUUCACAGAUACUUUGUCGAUACGAUACUCUGUGAUGAUCUCCAUGCUGUGUCUGCACGAAAUACCUACGAGAUACGAGCCUAUUAAGUUCACGGAAACCUCAACAGUGCUUCAAAACGAGACGUCACAGUUCCUGUAUAAAGGAACAGGAAAUUCGAUAGUGACAAAGCACGUGACCUUCACAUAACGAGACGUCAUGUUUUGGUCAACUGGACACAUGUAAAGAACACUUUGUUCUUGAACAAAGAUUUACAAGCUCUGUUGAAAGGAACUUAUAUCAUAGAUGGUAGAUCAUGCAAAAGUGCGAGUUACAAACAAAUGAAUGGUAAAGGGAUUAUAUGUACGUCCGAAUUCUGCUUUGUGAUUUGUGUGACAAUGAGAGCAACCGCACGGUUAAUCAAAAUAUGUCAUCUUUAUCUCUUAAAGGUGGGAUACAAUAUGCGUUGGACGUCAGUGUUUAAAAUAUCAGGUGGCAAGAAUAUGACAAGACUUGGAGCAAGUAUCAAUAACUGUGGCACUAAACAA
Messenger RNA from Liolophura sinensis, 3686 nucleotides. RefSeq lists its product as uncharacterized. The record is from RefSeq and is a predicted model, not a curated record. The transcript is spliced from 14 exons. Lineage: Eukaryota; Metazoa; Mollusca; Polyplacophora; Chitonida; Chitonidae. Bases 437 to 2911 code for a protein of 824 amino acids.